Messenger RNA from Peromyscus eremicus (cactus mouse), 669 nucleotides. It is a transcript of the gene Prop1, whose product is annotated as PROP paired-like homeobox 1. Bases 1 to 669 code for a protein of 222 amino acids. Gene Ontology annotation, cellular component: transcription regulator complex. The record is from RefSeq and is a predicted model, not a curated record. Gene Ontology annotation, biological process: pituitary gland development; regulation of transcription by RNA polymerase II. Gene Ontology annotation, molecular function: RNA polymerase II cis-regulatory region sequence-specific DNA binding; DNA-binding transcription factor activity, RNA polymerase II-specific. NCBI's taxonomy places the organism in Eukaryota, Metazoa, Chordata, Mammalia, Rodentia, Cricetidae. The transcript is spliced from 3 exons.
AUGGAAGCUCAAAGAAGGAACCAGCAGGAGAAACAAAGGAAGGGUCGUGCCUGUGGCGGACCGCUGCCUGAACCGCACGUGACCUCUGGGACCCUGAUCGCCACAGUAGACACGAGCCCUGAGACUUUUGGGAGACUCUCUGGUCCGGGGCUGGGGAGACCUAAGCUUUGCCCCCAGAGGGGCCGUCCCCAUUCCCGGCGUCGCCACCGCACCACCUUCAACCCAGCACAGCUGGAACAGCUGGAGUCAGCCUUUGGGAAGAACCAGUACCCUGACAUCUGGGCCCGAGAGGGACUUGCCCAAGACACUGGCCUCAGUGAAGCCAGAAUCCAGGUCUGGUUCCAGAACCGCAGAGCUAAGGAACGGAAGCAAGAGCGGGCGCUGCUCCAGCCGCUAGCCCGUCUGUCUCCUGCCUCCUUCUCUGGCUUCUUGCCAGAGUCCCCUGCUUAUCCCUACCCCUACACAACACCACCUCCCCCAGUGGCCUGCUUCCCUCACCCCUACAACCACACUCUCUCCUCCCCACCCUCCACAGGUGCCUCAUUCACUCUUCCUCCCCAGCCUGAGGACUGGUACAACACCUUACACCCAACCCCUGGUCAUCUGCCCUGUCCCCCACCCCCACCCAUGUUUCCCCUCAGCCUUGAGACACCAAAACCCUGGAACUAA